This is a messenger RNA of Theobroma umbraticum, 3423 nucleotides long. Its product is annotated as putative glycosyltransferase. Gene Ontology annotation, cellular component: cytoplasm. Gene Ontology annotation, molecular function: protein binding. The record is from RefSeq and is a predicted model, not a curated record. NCBI's taxonomy places the organism in Eukaryota, Viridiplantae, Streptophyta, Magnoliopsida, Malvales, Malvaceae.
GUAGAGCCUUCUUUCAUUCUGUUUCUCUGUUAGCAUCGAUCCAAUAUUCCCUCCACUCUUCAAAAAAAAAAAAAAAACCUCAUCAAUGGAAAAUUCUGAGCAAUCUCAUACUUUCCGGCUCGAAGACCGCCGAGCCAAUGCCCUCGGCAACCUCAAAUCCCUUCCCGACGAACUCAUCUGCACCAUCUUAGAUUACCUUACUCCUCGAGACAUCGCUCGUCUUGCUUGCGUUAGCAGUGUUAUGUAUAUAUUCUGCAAUGAAGAGCCCCUUUGGAUGAGUCUUUGCCUCAAGAAAGUCAACGGUCCACUUCAAUACAAAGGCUCCUGGAAGAAGACAGUAUUGCAUUUAGAGAAUUUGCCGAAUGAAUUUAUAGAAUAUUGCAGAAAACCAUUGCAGUUUGAUGGAUUUAGCUCUUUAUUCUUAUACAGAAGAUUAUAUCGAUGCCAUACUACAUUAGAUGGGUUUUCUUUUGAUGAUGGAAAUGUCGAAAGACAGAAAGACCUAUCGGCAGAACAGUUUCGUCGUGAAUAUGAUGGGAAUAAACCGGUUUUGCUCAAUGGAUUAGCUGAUACUUGGCCUGCUAGGAAUACUUGGACAAUAGACCAGCUACUGCUGAAAUAUGGAGAUACAGCAUUCAAGAUUUCUCAAAGAACCCCUGGAAAAGUUUCAAUGAAAUUCAAGGAUUACGUAUCAUACAUGAAAGUACAGCAUGAUGAGGAUCCUCUCUAUAUAUUUGAUGAUAAGUUUGGGGAAGCUGCACCAGGCUUGUUGAAGGAUUACAAUGUGCCCAAAAUAUUUCGAGAAGACUUUUUUGAUGUUUUAGAAAGAGAUAGUCAACCGCCAUUCAGAUGGCUUAUCAUUGGGCCAGAGAGGUCUGGUGCCUCUUGGCAUGUUGAUCCAGCACUUACCAGUGCCUGGAAUACUCUUCUGUGUGGCCGUAAAAGGUGGGCAUUGUAUCCUCCUGGGAGAGUACCUUUGGGUGUCACGGUGCAUGUAAAUGACGAAGAUGGUGAUGUUAACAUUGAUACUCCAUCCUCACUGCAGUGGUGGCUUGAUUUUUAUCCACUUCUUGCUGAUGAAGACAAGCCAAUUGAGUGUACCCAACUACCUGGGGAGACAAUUUUUGUUCCAAGUGGAUGGUGGCACUGUGUCCUGAAUCUGGAAACAACUGUUGCUGUGACACAAAAUUUUGUAAAUUCCAAAAAUUUUGAAUUUGUAUGUCUAGAUAUGGCACCUGGUUACUGCCAUAAAGGAGUUUGCCGUGCUGGAUUGCUUGCUCUUGAUGAAGACAGUCUAGAGAACAUCGAAACGAACAUGUCCUUUGACAAAGACAAUUUUAGUUACUCAGACCUAACGAGGAAAGAGAAGAGGGUCAGAACUCUAAGAUCUCAAUUCAGUGAGAAUCACAAAGGAAUUACUAAUAGAGCCCAUAAAAGCUAUAAUCUAUGGAAACAAGAUUUUUCUUAUGAUAUAAAUUUCUUGGCCAUGUUUCUGGAUCGAGAGAGGGACCACUAUACUUCUCCAUGGAGCUCAGGCAACUGCAUAGGACCGCGAGAAAUGAGGGAAUGGCUUUCAAAGCUUUGGGUUGGAAAACCAGGAAUGAGAGAGCUGAUUUGGAAGGGAGCAUGUCUUGCAGUAAAUGCCGACAAAUGGCUGGAAUGCUUGGGGAAAAUCUGUUUCUUUCACAAUUUGCCUUUUCCCAACGAUAAUGAGAAGCUUCCUGUAGGAACAGGCAGCAAUCCUGUCUAUGUGAUGCAUGAAUAUGUGGUCAAAAUCUUUGUUGAAGGAGGGCUGGAAUCUUCAAUAUAUGGUUUAGGCGCUGAGCUUGAAUUCUACAGUGCUCUUUGUGAAGUCAACUCACCUCUGAAAAACCACAUUCCUAAUGUAUUGGCUAGUGGGAUUCUGCAUUUGGAAAAUGGAUCUUGCAAAAUUGACUGUUGGGAUGGUAAAGAAGUGCCUGGUGUGAUUGGAAAGUGCAAUUUGAUUCCAGAGAAGGACACAUGUGAUGUUUUCCCUUUUGGUGUAUGGAGCAAGAAACUGUUUGAAUACAGAAAAGCUGGAUCACUAGCAUGUGGAGCAGAUAGUUUAGCUGGAUCUACAAGUGUUUGGCCUUACCUUAUAACAAAGCGUUGCAAAGGAAAGAUAUUUGCUCAAUUAAGAGAUGUACUAUCAUGGGAAGAUGUGCUUAACUUAGCUUCCUUUUUAGGAGAGCAGCUACGAAAUCUUCAUCUUUUGCCCUAUCCUUCUUUGAGCAUUUCAAAUCUUUCAGAUGUUGAGAAGAAAAGGGAUCUGCCUUUUGCCAAUGGCAUGGACAUGGAGUAUGUUUCCAACAAAUCAGAUAUUCCAGUUGAAUGGCAAAUCUUUGCAAGAACUCUAAGUCGGAAGAAGAAGGAUGUUUCCAUCCGCUUGAAUAAAUGGGGGAAUCCUAUUCGUAAGAUGUUGAUAGAGAAAGUUGAGGAAUACCUUCCAGAUGAUUUUCUGAAGCUGCUUUCUGUAUAUGAGGAGAAUGGCAUGAAAAGGAUUCGUAAGCCUUUGUCCUGGAUACACUCAGAUAUUAUGGAUGACAAUAUUUACAUGGAACCAAGCUUUAUGUCUUGCUCAAAUGGAAUCGCUGCCCAGACUAAUAAUGGUUCAUUAAAUGGGCAUAAUAAUGGUGGAGAAGAAAAAUCUUGGCACCCUAAUUACAUCCUCGAUUUCAGUGAUCUUUCUAUAGGUGACCCCAUUUAUGACUUGAUACCUGUACAUUUAGAUGUCUUUAGAGGUGAUUCCUGUCUCCUUAAGCAUUUUCUACAAAGCUAUAAACUUCCUUUGAUGAGAAAAACAUCAGAGAAUGGAUCAGUGACUGGUUGUGAUAAGUUUGGACGGCUUUCGUACCAUGCCAUGUGCUACUGUAUCUUACACGAAGAGAAUAUAUUGGGUGCUAUUUUUAGUACAUGGAAGGAGCUUAGAACAGCGGAGUCAUGGGAAGAAGUUGAGCAGACGGUAUGGGGAGAAUUAAAUAACUAUGAAGGUUUUGCCUGAUUAUUCUUUGCGUAUAAAUCAUUCAUUUCAAUCUCUGAAGUACUUAAUUGAGCUCCCUGCUGGCCAUAUGACAAUUCCAGAUGAGCUUUACUAACAAUCACUUACUGCAAACAGAGCAUUUGAUUCAGGAUUGGAAUUAUUCGAUUGUCUUUUCAUUUCCGUAAAUUUGAUUGUUUGCAUUUGACUAAUAAAGUUGGAAUUGUAAGGGGAAAAAGAAAAGAAUACAGAACCCAUGUUCUAUUUUCUUGUUCUUUUUUGUUACAUUGGAAAUAAUAACCCAGGUUGGGAAAAGUUGGCUUUGUUGACAACUUCCUUGUAAAGUUGUAAGUAAACAUUAUCUUAUGUACCAACAUAAAAAAGUUGACUCAUUUUGACAAUCAACUAUGAGUCAAUUGUUACGA